This is a messenger RNA of Parnassius mnemosyne (clouded apollo), 1140 nucleotides long. The record is from the annotation of a GenBank genome assembly. NCBI's taxonomy places the organism in Eukaryota, Metazoa, Arthropoda, Insecta, Lepidoptera, Papilionidae.
AUGGGUUUGUAUGAAUAUUUAAUUCUCUUGUUCAAUAGAGUUCCGGGUAUAAAUCUUGAUGAUGCUAGAAUUUUACUUUGUGCAUACACGGGAAAAGCUGCUUUUGGAAUCGGUGGUCAAACUGUACACAGUACGUUUGGACUUCCAGUAUCCCAGUGUGGCCAAACAAUGCCCGAAUUAUUAGCAAGCACCGCGAACACCUUAGCAUGUAAACUUGCAAAAGUAAGAUUAAUAAUUUUGGAUGAAAUAUAUAUGCUAGGGAGUAGAACUCUGAACCAAAUUAAUAGGAGAUUGCAACAAGUAUUUCCCACAGAUACGCCAUUUGCUGGUAUGUCUAUUAUAAGCGUCGGAGACUUCAAUCAAUUACCACCGGUAGGAGACAACUGGGUUUUUCAGCCAAACAGUAGUCGAAAUCCAUUGGCACACCUUGCUGGUGCUCCGAUGUGGGAACCAUUCUGUCUCUUUAUGAUGACUAAAAUAACGCGGCAAAGAGAUGAUCUGGCAUUCUCAAUAGCCUUAAACAAUAUGGCUGUCGGUCAGAUGACUUCUAUCGAUAUAGAGUUAAUAAAUUCUAGAUGUUACAAUAUUAAUACUUUACCUAUUGAGGCACAUGGAGCGAUACACUUAUUUGCGACCAACAAUGAAGUUGAUAAAUACAAUAAUCAAGUAUUGUCUCGAAUGAACACCGAAGGAUACUCGGUUAAAGCACUUAAUGUGGUUUCUGGAGCACCAAAUCCGCAAGCUGCUAGAAAAGCCCUGCAAUCUGUUAAUGUUCUAGCUACAAUGGAGACCUAUGGUCUUUCUAAGAACUUGUUUUUACGAGUAGAUGCACGUUAUAUGGUAACUGUGAACAUUGACACUACGGAUGGCCUUGUAAAUGGUAGUACGGGAAUAUUGAAGGCUAUAGAUUACGGUCGACACAAGGAAACAAGUGAAAAGUGGCCUUUACUACCAGCAAAAGGUACUACAAUUCACAAGUCACAAGGUGCAACCAUAGAAAAAGUUGUGGUUCAUAUUUCUAAAAAUGUAAAAAUAUCGAUGUUGUAUGUAGCUUCUUGUUCUAAAGCAACGUCAUCGUCUGGACUAUUUUUAGUUGUGAAUUCAGGUAGAUUUAAACCUCCAACUGAAAUAUCAGAAUAG